Molecule: messenger RNA, 2018 nt
Organism: Acaromyces ingoldii
Lineage: Eukaryota; Fungi; Basidiomycota; Exobasidiomycetes; Exobasidiales; Cryptobasidiaceae
Product: FAD/NAD(P)-binding domain-containing protein
Exons: 3
Coding region: 131-1936 (601 amino acids)
Molecular function (GO): flavin adenine dinucleotide binding; N,N-dimethylaniline monooxygenase activity; NADP binding
Source: RefSeq, a predicted model, not a curated record
CAUGUCUCGAUAGAGUCUAAUCGUAGACUUUGGAGCCUGCUUAGCAUACGCCAACGACGGUCCGGGUGGCGCCACAGUGUCUCUCCCGCAGAUUGCGAAAAGAAUUGGACAGGUAACCUGUGCGGCACGGAUGCCCGGGCACAGGAAAGGCAGUUCAAGAAUGAAACGUGCAGGCGUUUCGUUCACGACCUUAAUAUUCGAAGGAAUUAGCCUUUCUACGCCAGGCUUGCAGUCGGCAGCAUUCAUUAGUGCCACUGUAUUAAUAAAGAGACGACUUUACUCCCUAUCCUACGCGCAAAGAACUACAUGGGAUGACUUCUUCAGUGGACAGAACGAGAUCCACGAUUACACCAUGGGCGUGGUUCGCAAUCUCAACUUGGGACACCUUGGCUACAUGAGACAUCAAGUGCUCUCUGCUGAUUAUGACGCCAUCAGUACUCAUUGGAUUGUACUUGUCAAGGACCUGGUCACCGAUAAGGUGAAGACGUAUUCAUCACGCAUCUUAUUUUCGUGCGUCGGAGCUCUCAGCAUACCGCGCAAUUGCGACAUUUCCGGCUGGAAAGACUUCAAAGGAUCCCUUUUUCAUAGCGCGGAAUGGCGUCAGGAUGUAGACCUGGCCGGCAAAAACGUUGUCGUCCUCGGCAAUGGCUGCAGUGCGGCACAGAUCGUGCCCGAAAUCGCUCCGAAAGUUAAGUCGCUUUUACAAAUCGUGCGAGCGAAACAUUGGAUCGCGCCCCAAUUUGAAGACAUCUUCGGAUCGAUACCCUUCAUGUCUUGGAUGGAAAAAAAUGUCCCGGGAGUAGUCUCUUUGCAGCGAUACAUCAUCGCAGCCCUCUUGGAAACACAUUUCCUCCAAACUUUCAAAGAGGAUGGUAAAGGUGCGCGGGAGCGAUUCGCGGCACUUUCAAGAAACUACGUCCAGCAAUGUGCUCCCCCAGAGUACCAUGACAUCAUCAUACCGAAGAAUGGUGAGCUUGAGGUCGCCUGCAAACGCCGCAUUUUCGACAGCAGCGGUUACAUUCCUUGCUUGGGUCGGAAAAAUGUCGACAUCACCAAUGAUCAAGCAGCGAGGAUAGAAGAGGAUAGUGUUAUUUUACGAAGCGGCCGCAAGGUUGAGGCCGAUGUAAUCGUCCUAGCCAAUGGUUUCAAGACGGACCAAUUCGCUUGCCAGAUGGCGAUAAGAAAUGCCGAGGGAAUGCGGCUCGAGGAGUAUUGGAAGGAGAAGAAAGGUGCCCCUCAAGCUUAUCGCACCCUUUGCGUCUCCUCUUUUCCCAAUUUCUUUAUGAUUUGGGGACCCUCUAGUGUCACAGGUCACUUUAGUGCCAUUCACUCAAUCGAGCGCAGCGUCGAACUGGCGAUGCGCAUACUCAGGCCAGUAUUCAUGGCGCUGCCUAUCGAAGAUAAGAGCAUAGUGUCGCUCUCUCCGCUACAUCGAAGCGCAGGACGAUCUGUCGAGGUCAAAUCCUCAGCCGAGGAUUUCGAGCAAGCCUUUAUCCAGAGCCAGAUGAAAGAUCUUAUUUUCACGACGGGAUGCGCAUCUUGGUACGUUGACGAAGCAACGGGUCGGGUCACCGCAGUCAAUCCCUCAUUCCAAACCACGGUUGCCUGGCGCUCUUUAUUUCCCCAAAUCGACGACUACUUGUAUUCGGGUAUGUCGGCGAAACAAGCAUGGAAGGCUUGGACUUUGGGCAAUCGCCUAGCUUCCCUACUCAGACUGGGUUCCACUCCAGACGUUAGGCCGAUACAUGCGCGCAGAGACGUUAGCUACUUAUCUAGGCUAUGGGCGAGGAUCACCUGGCUUCCUCGGCAAUUGUUCUACCGACUUUUCGUCUUCGCACUUCGAGUGGCUUCUGUGUUGGCGGAUAAGGCGACGCGCUACAAGAUCAUUCCGCCUCCUCCCCUCUCCGAACGGAAGAGCACGGCCCCCGUCUACUGAAAUGGCAAAGCCCGAAGAUUUAGAUACGAUAAUAUCCUCAAUGCAAGAGUGGGCUUCCUCCUGGUAUUGCUGCUGCAAUGUG